AUUGUAUGGCAUUAUUCAGACUGUUGUGAACAUGUUUUUGAAAGAAGCAAUCGGCUGCGAAUUGGUCAUACAUAUAUAAGGCCUGCAUAGCGGUUGAUUAAACAGUUCCAAUCGAAUACACGAUCCGAUUCCGCUGAGAAUGAAGUUCACUUUCAUUUUCGCUUGCCUGGCCCUACUUGUGGCCCACACCAGGGCCCAGACCUACUGCGCUGGGCGUCCCGGCAUCCAGCUAUGCACAGGCGGCAGGGAUGAAGGCAAUAACAAUCGUGCGACGUGUCAGGAGAGAGCCAUGAGAGAAAUGUGGUGGUAUAACGCACGCAUCAACGACUGCCAGAAGAUGAAGUUUUUGGGAUGUAAUGGGAACAGAAACCGCUACUGCUCCCUCGGCAGCUGUCGCAGUAGGUGCAAACGCCCCUAGGAGAAUGGGCGCCACUUGCUUCUGUCCCGAAUGAAUGAGCACUAAUAAAUAUGAAAGCCUCAGCAGACAGAAGGAAACUAGUUUUGAUCAGAAUCAGGUUGAUCCGUCUAUU
Molecule: messenger RNA, 530 nt
Organism: Drosophila pseudoobscura
Lineage: Eukaryota; Metazoa; Arthropoda; Insecta; Diptera; Drosophilidae
Product: BPTI/Kunitz domain-containing protein-like
Exons: 2
Coding region: 140-418 (92 amino acids)
Molecular function (GO): serine-type endopeptidase inhibitor activity
Source: RefSeq, a predicted model, not a curated record